AUGUCUUUAUUUCCUUCCUUAUUAUCUUUAUCCAAUCACCAAAAUCACCACCAAUUAAAACAAAAUCAGCAACAAACAAUUCCUUCAUCUCCAACAAAAAAUAACAAUACUUCAACAGAUUCUCCUAUCGAAAAUCAACAACAACAACAACAACGAAAAUCCUCCACAAAUUCUUCCCCUUCCCAUCAACGUUUUUGUGGAAAUAAUUCCCAACAAUCUGUUACACCUAGAAGUGCUUCUGGAAGUCGAAGAGGGUCAACAGUUGAUGAUAGAGGUGCUUUUUGUACUUUACCUCAACAAGGAGGUAAUCAACCUGAGGUGUUAGUAUCUCUUUGCUAUUUUGAUACACAAAAUAGGCUUGUUGUUGGUGUCAAUAAAGCAGCAGCCAUUGGGACUGGCAGAAAGAAGGAAAGUGGAAGUGAUGUUUCUGGGCAAGAAGUCUCCAUUCGUAUUAGUGCCUUUUCUGCUGAAGGCGUAGAGAUUGGAAGACAAAAAUCAGCAUGGACAAAAGCUAACCCCACAGGAGAAGUUCAAUUUACCGAUGCACAGGCAAGCUUCCAAAUUUCCCGUCACGAAUUGGAAGAAUGUGCCGUCCAAGUAGACAUGUUUGGAUUAAAUAAUAGUGCUUGGCCUCCUUUAUUACGUCGAAAACAAAAAAUUGGAACUUUAAUGUUGAGCGAUAGAAGAGAAAAUGAUUGUUCUUCUUCAGCAGAUGCACAAGCACAUUGGCAAGAAAUGAUACAAGGAAUGGGAUUAACUUUAGAUAAAUGGCAUUUACUUAAUUAA
Messenger RNA from Meloidogyne enterolobii, 786 nucleotides. NCBI's taxonomy places the organism in Eukaryota, Metazoa, Nematoda, Chromadorea, Rhabditida, Meloidogynidae. The record is from the annotation of a GenBank genome assembly.